Eruca vesicaria subsp. sativa (arugula) is the source of this 1652-nucleotide messenger RNA. NCBI's taxonomy places the organism in Eukaryota, Viridiplantae, Streptophyta, Magnoliopsida, Brassicales, Brassicaceae. The record is from the annotation of a GenBank genome assembly.
GUAACAGUCAAAAAGUAUCUGAAAAAAUACAAAUAAACGCAAAACCUCAUUAAAAGGGAAACUAAAGAUAAUUCAAAUAUAAAUACAAGUGCUUAUGUUCAGUUCUCCUUCCCGACAACAACAUAAACACUUUUAGAAAGAAAAGAAAAAACGAUGGAGUUAGUAUCGACGGCGGCUAGCUGGUUCACUCCGACGACUCUCUUCCUCCUCCUCAAUCUUAUGAUCGGCACCAUCGUCAUCACUUCUCGAAUCGGGUCGGGUUCAAGGAAACAUCACCAACAUCACGAUGGGUUCGGGUCGGGUCAUACUCCGUCGCCGUUAGCCAGAGCUCCGUCGAUUAUCGACCGAGUCAAGUCCAUCAAUUUCCACCUCUACAAAUUUCCCCAUCCUGAAACCGAACUUUUCUCCACGACCCACCACCACGACGUAAUCGGGUCGGAUCUCCACGUGUAUCCUGACCCGAAUCCGGCUCCGCUGCAACGCGCGCCUUCUCUCUUGGAACGUGUCAAAUCCAUCAACAUGUCAUCGUAUUUCAAGUUCCCCCACGACGUAGCCGGGUCGGAUCCUCACUCUCACUCCCACCCGGAUCCGAGUCCGUUACAACGUGCUCCGUCUCUCCUGGACCGGGUCAGAUCCAUCAACAUGUCACACUUCAAAUUCCAGCAGUACAACCCGGAGGAACACGACUCCACCACCACUCAGACGGAGCCGACCCGGUUCCAAAAUAUUCCGACCCGUAUGGGUCGGGUUGACCCGAUUGAUAUAUCGAAAUUCAGGAUCCCGGAGGAAGACCAGCCAACUGAAACCCGGUUCGAUAAGAAUCAAAUUAACAAACCCGGUUUAGCUCGAGCUCCGUCUAUUUUAGAACGUGUCAAAUCCAUCAAACUACCUUCUUUCUACAGAUCCGACCCGGAUACCCAAACCGAUCAAAAUCAUGACCCGGAUUCAUUCAUCCACGAAGACCACAAACACAUCAGGAGCAAGUCGGAGUCGAAAAAACCGGUUAAGAAGAAGAAGAAAGCGACGGGGAAGAUGACGAAAUCAGCUAGCGAGAAGUCCGGUUUUGGUUUAAACCACGAGGAGGCGGAGAGUGUGGAGUCAGUGGAGAGAAGAAGACCAGAUACGACGAGAGUGGAGAGAUCGACGUCGUUCGGCGACGGAGAAGACGGCGUGGACGCGAAAGCUUCCGAUUUCAUCAACAAGUUUAAGCAGCAGCUGAAGCUACAGAGACUCGAUUCGAUUCUGAGGAACAAGGAGAUGCUCAAGGCCGCGUAAUCACCCCCACGGUGGAGAUUGUAUUCGUUAAACCUCAUCGCCGCCGUAUUCACAGAGGAGAUACAGGAGUUCGUAGUUGAUAAUGUCUGAAUUACAAAUAUGCCCUUGUAUGUUGAGGAUACUAUAGUAAUUUAAUAGCAGACAAAAAAAGAACGUAGCUGCUUAGUGAAGUGUGGCGUUAUUUUUGGAUCUGGGACGUUGUUUUUGCGCCCAAGUUCCUAUUCUUUCAUGUUCAACCACUUGUGCAGUAACGUUUACUAGAUUCUGCUUUUUUUCUCUUAAUUUUUAUUUUUAUUUUUGUUUUUUUAUUUCAUUUUGUAUAAUUAAUACUAGUAAUAAAUUACGUGAUAAAGGAGAUAAUUACAUGCAUAUAAGCG